This is a messenger RNA of Prorocentrum cordatum, 399 nucleotides long. Lineage: Eukaryota; Dinophyceae; Prorocentrales; Prorocentraceae. The record is from the annotation of a GenBank genome assembly.
AUGGCAUCGGCGCGCCUCUUCGCCGCGGGCCUGCGGGGCACCCGUCUGGCGGCCCCGCUGGCGGCCGCGGCUUUGUCGGCGCCAGGGCGCCCGCGCCCCGCGCACGCUUGCGGGGGCGGUCCCAAGACGGACAGGAGCAGGGUGACCUUUGACAUGUGCGGCCAGAUCAUCUUGGGCAAGAACAUGGACGCGGCCUCCGACUUCCACCCCAAGGGCCAGCAAAGGCCGAGGCAGGAGCGGUCUCCACACACCCGCUCGAGGUCUGGUUCCCCUCCUGAGGGUUGUCAGCUGGUGGAUCCCAAUCACGUCUUCUGCAUCAUCACGAGGGCAGUGGGAGCGGAGGGUGAGCAAGGUCGAGCGCCCAAGGGCAACAUGGUCUGGAAGGUGGGCCAGAAGUAG